Molecule: messenger RNA, 1291 nt
Organism: Caenorhabditis angaria
Lineage: Eukaryota; Metazoa; Nematoda; Chromadorea; Rhabditida; Rhabditidae
Source: the annotation of a GenBank genome assembly
AUGCCGUAAGUUCGGAAAAUCCAAAACAUUUGGCUAACAAAAAAAACAAGAAAAAAAUGCAAAAUAGGUAACCGUCUGACCUAGGCCCACAAGGGGAUACGAUCCAGCGACGGCUCGCAUGGAACGCACGGCAGCUUACCGCUAGGCCAUCAGGCACCCGAGAAACUUUUGAGUUGAUUAUUUGAUUAUUCGAUAAAUCUCUUUUGUUUUCUCUGCGUCUCUCAAUUUUGCGCAAUGUUUUGCCCUUUUCCGAUUGAAGGCGCAUGUUUGGUCUUGCAACGAACUUGCCCGCGUAAAUGAAAUUUCAAAAAUGUGCUUUCUUUUUUUUUGCAGAUACGAAAAAUUUGUGCUUUGCGGACCUUUAAAGUUGAUUUUCACAGCAAGAUUUUCAUUCCGACAUCAAUUUAAAGUUUUUUUGCAGAAAUUUCCAAACAUAUCCUCGUGACAAACAUCUGAUUCAACAAUUAAUCACGCAUCGUCAACAUUAUUUGAAUAUAGUCGGAGCAAUUUCCUGUAUCGCCACCUUCCAAAUCGUCUACACUUAUUCAUGGUUUAUCUACGGAUCUGAAGUCUUCUCGAAUGUUCGAAAUGAUCUAAUUUCCAUCGUUGAAAACGUCCAUGUAAUUCUUCAAUUCGCCGUUGUGUUCACAAUAUUUAUGAUAAGUUAUGCGGAAAACAGUGUUGCAAUUGUCUUUCUAGCCGCCAUCAAUUUGCUCUAUUGUUUUGGAAAAAUGGCCGAAAUGAUUUAUUUCUAUCAACCAAUUCGUCAAGAUAUUUGUCGAAAUGUAAAUUGGUUUCAAUGCUUCUCCAAAUAUGAGCAAUACUCAUUUAUUUAUGAUACAACAAUCUGUUUUACAAGUGCUUUAAGCUGUGUUAUGUCUUUGAUUGCUUAUUAUUUCCACGUGAAAUUGGUUUGGAUCAAGAUUGAGAAAAAUUCCAAAGCCAAGGAAAACUUCAAAAAACUUAUAAAUAAUAUGAAACGCUCUGAUUUUGGUCUCUCAUCAACUGUUCAUUCAAAAGAUCCUAACAGCAAAAGCCUCGUUGAAUUUACCAAAAAAGGAGAUCGCUUCGAAGCAGUAAGUGCGCCCCAUUGAUAACUUAAAAUCAAAAUGAAAAUAAUUUUCAGUCCGUCACCAGUCACAAAACCACGAGUGCAGUUGUCAGCGAAUCAGCGGAUAUGAUUGCUUCAACUCGCCAAAGUCAAACUCAAGCAGGAAGUGUUAAAUCGGUCAAUCAUAUGCCAUUCACUUUCAGAAGAGUAUUGAAGAAAAUGAACCCGAUGGGUUAUUAG